Messenger RNA from Folsomia candida, 1544 nucleotides. RefSeq names its product probable lanosterol 14-alpha demethylase. Bases 75 to 1505 code for a protein of 476 amino acids. The transcript is spliced from 5 exons. NCBI's taxonomy places the organism in Eukaryota, Metazoa, Arthropoda, Collembola, Entomobryomorpha, Isotomidae. The record is from RefSeq and is a predicted model, not a curated record. Gene Ontology annotation, molecular function: monooxygenase activity; heme binding; iron ion binding.
AUUUUAAAUUCAAAAUAUUUUUAUCAACUUGCAGGGAACAUGUUUUCCAUCUCAUUUUCUGUCUUUUGAUAAUAAUGGUAGCCAAAUAUGCACUUCAAUAUUUUCUAAGAGACUGCAACAACAAUUUUACCGGACGCGUUCCCCGUGUGAGACAUUGUCUUCCCCUGCUCGGGCAUGGAAUCCAAAUGUCUGGAAAUGUCAUGGAUUUCCUAAGUGAAUGUUAUAAAAAAUAUGGAAAAAUAUUUCGCAUCAAAAUUUUUGGAUAUUCUGUAACAGUUUUGUGCGACCGUAAACUUGUAGCUGAACUAUUUAAGGCAAGCGAAUCGGAAAUGUCAGGCUUUGAGAAUUUAAGGAAAUUAUUUUUCGCUGAAAUCUUCUUUCCUACGUCCUCCCACUAUGAACGAUUUGUACAACUAACCAAGACCAUAGUGAGUGGAAAUUUAUCCAACUUCCUGGCAGAAAUUGAGGGGGAAGCGGCUAUUUGGGUUGAAAAUUUGAAUAUCAAGGUUAAAACUGGAGAAAAAAUCGACAUUUACGAAGAAUGUUCGCGAUUCGUAACCUCCACGAGCGCACGCUGUCUCACUGGACAAGUAAUUUCAAAGCCUUGCCUGGAUGCGCUGCAAAGUUUCUCAAAACUUUUAAACCAAGCCGUCCUUCUGUCCUACCUGUUGCCAAAAUGGGCACUCAGAUUACUGUAUAAAGCGCGACUUAUGAGACUCAUGGACAAGGUGGCGAAUCAAAUUUGCCAUGAUAUUGAAUCUCACAGGAUGGAUGAUCAAUUACAAAAAUCAAUGUUUCUUAGAACUGCUGUUGAUUUAAUGGAUGAUGCGACCGGGAAAUGCAUAUCAGUCCAGGAAGUGAAAUCCCUCUAUGUCCACCUGCUCUAUUCCAGUUCCAUAAAUACAGCAUUAAUGUUGAGCAACACUUUGUUAGAAAUGGCAACUCAGCCGUCUCUGUGGGAACAAAUUUUUGAGCAGACUGCUCCUUUCUUACGGGAAGAACAAAUUGGAACGAUUGGGAGGGAUGUCAAGUGCGAGAAUGUCAUAAUCAAGAACAAAUUGUUACACGCUACAAUAAUGGAAUCUGCACGAAUUAAUACGCAAAUUAUUUCAAUUGGACGGUCACCGGGUUCCAAAACUUCCCUUGGGUCUUUUUACUUGGGAGACGCUGAUUUCGUCGGAGUUUGUGGCGGCCUACUCCAGUGUCACAAGGACUUGGCUAGAGACCUGUAUCAAGAUCCCGAAAUAUUUAAUCCGUCCCGAUUUUUGUAUGGCUCCAUAGAAACCAUGUCACCUUUCGGGAUUACUGCGUGGGGUGGUGGAAUCCACUACUGUCCUGGAAAGAAAUUCGCCUUAUACGAGAUAAAAAUUGGAAUCGCCCAUUUCGUGAAUGCCUUCGUUCUGAAAGAACGCCAUGUACCGGAUGGUUCCCGCCGUGCUAAUCACUACUUGAUACAGCCCAUCGUUCAAAAACUGCUGGAUGUUGAGAUUUCAUCAAGGCCGUAGAGUUAUGCAGAAAUUCCACAAUCAUUUUAAAUAUAUGUA